UAGACGCUAUGCGUAUGAAUUCUAAUUAUGCAUAAAUGUGAUCCGCCGACGUUUAUGAAGAGGUCGAACUUGGUGUCGGAGGACAUAGUUGCGAAGUUGUGUUAGUGGUGCGGUCACGAUUUUGAAAUUUCACAGUUUUCUUAUAUGGAAUAUAUUUUAAACAAGAAGGAUGGUUAUACGGACUUCAAAGGGACAUUCUCAUCAGAUGGAGAACGAGAUGCAUAAAUGUCAAACUUGCGACAAUGGCAGUUCAAUUUGCAUGAAUAUAUGGAAUAAAUUUGAUCUUGGACCACCAACGCCUCCAGGAUCUCCUCCACAUGAAGCAAUGUCUGAUUUUACCGAACUUGACGGAAUUGGCUUCGGUGAUGAUGUUGAAUUCUUUGACAAUAGGGAGGAAGAUGUUCUCGCCACAAUGAAGCACAUAUUUGCUGAGGGCACGCCUUUGAAUUUACAGUCAAAGUUGAUCCAGGAUUGUAUGUGGUCAGGGAAUUUAGCCAAGGGAUAUAUUGAUCAGAAAUCAAGUUGUAAUUCGUCAAUGGAUACGAAUGCUGCAGCAGAUUGUGUUGACCCAGCUUCAGUGUUUCCCUACCCAAUGCACAACAUUACAGACAAGUACAUGACAGAGACCAGGGUGGACAAUCUUCAAGGCCUUGAGACCCCAUCCGAUUCAGAAGAAGAAAUUGAUGUUGUCACUGUUCGAGAACAAAUGAAUGAAGAUUUUGAACCGUCACAGAUCAGGAAGUCCACGACGAUACCAGCAAGAUGUAUAAAAACAGAACGCGAGGAUAAUGACUAUGCGGGUGCAAUGAAAUCCCCUUUGAAAAGUUCUAUAACUCUGAAAGUGAAAGUAGACUGUCCUACAGAUGUACACAACUACAGUCUCCCUCAUUCACACUCGUUAAAACGUGUGCGGUCCAGUCCAGUGUCACCAUCAAACUCUAUAUCAUCCUCAAAACGGAUUAAGCGUGAAUUUAGUCAAAUAAGUGCGCCAGAAUUUCAGAAAACUCUUUGUCAAAAGCUUUCUCGGGCAGGAUCACGUAGUGGCUGCAGUAGUUCUUGCUCCAGUAGAAGCAGUUCAGACUCUGAGGAGUGUUGUGAGGGGGGCAAACGGACUCAACAUAAUGUGUUAGAAAGGAAAAGGAGAAAUGACUUGAAGUACAGUUUUUUUACCCUUCGGGAUAGUGUACCAGAACUUUCACAACAGGAAAGAGCUCCCAAAGUGCUUAUAUUGAAAAAAGCUGCUGACCAUAUACACAGACUCAAUCACGAAAGUUCGAGAUUGGAAAAGGAAACGGACAUACUUCGUGCUAAGCACGAUCAGUUGAGAAGAACUUUGAACAAACUUCAAGUUAGGGAUUUUUAACGUGUGUGAUAUAAAUGGCAAUUUGUGGUACAAUCUGUGUGGUAUUGAAAUAUAUACUGACAGGGACUUGUUUGUGUUCAUUAUCCAGGGAAUGUGUUCAAUAUAUUUUAUAUAAUGUGUGAUCAGCUAUCACUUAUAUAAACAAUCAUUAUGCUGUGUUAUUUUUGCAUACCAUGUUAUACAAUAUAUAUCUCAAGCUUCUAAAAGUGUUUUUUCUAGUACUGUCUGUCGUAUGUGUGAAUUGUAGAGCUAUAUAAAAUUACAAGAUUCAUUAGAUAAAUUUGACCAUAGCAAUAUAUACCUCAAAUUCUUGUGUUGUAUGGUAAUUCAUACAAAAUCAUAGGAUGGGCUUGUUAAUUUAUUUGCUAAGACAUUUACGGGUGACCCAAGAGAAUUCAGUUUUGACUAAAGUAAUUGGGGGAGAAAUUCAUGAAAAAACAUCUGAAAAUGUAGAGUAAAAUUUGCUAACAAGGGUUUACAACAAUUUGGUGACAAAUGUACUGGUCUUGACUGGUGCAGUUGGUCAUUUGAGGUAUUUUGAUAUGGCGAGUAGAUAUUUUUUGUUGGAUAAAUUGUCCUUAUUAAAGAUAAUUUGUUUAUAUUUAUAUAUAUAUUGCAAUAUGUUAUUGAGUAUACCGAGUUUUAUAAGAGUUUUCACAUUUUUGAUUAUUUUAGUUAGUCUGUUGGGUAUUUCCAAUGUAGAGCAGAAAGUUCUACAACCUAGCUUAGGUUUCAUUGUUAUAGACAGAAUAUCGUAAAAUCCAUGAUGUGAUGUAACAAUGAUGGUCCCAAUCGAGUUUGGUGGUUGGAAGGUGUUGUAUUGUUUUUCUUAACAUGGUUUGUGUAUUGUUUGAGCUAAGUAACUUCCAGUAGAUAAAGUCGUAAAAUUAAAGUUCAGAAAUGACAACCCACUUUCAAAAUAUUUCUAUUAUCACUAUUCAUUCUGAUGACUAUCAUAGAAGCAAUAUUAUUGGUCGAUGCAUUUCAAGACUGCCUGCUAUUCAUAGUAUUCAAAUCAUCAAUCUUACAAUAGUGUUUUUACUUCGAAAUAAAAAGUUCAUGUGCAUUCAAAAUUCAUCAAUGAUUAAAAUUUGCUGGGCAUUACUUUACAUUGAUUUGACAUUUUCUGAACGAAAAAUACCAUAUGCUGCCAAUUAAAUUUGAUGUUUUAUAUUUUUUACUGUUUUAUAUGAAACUCCUAGUUACGAAGAGUGAAUUAUACUGUUAGUUAGCUUUGCUAUUUGUUACAGAAACUGUCUUGGUUAAACCCAACGUUUCUUGCACCUUUUGUUCUACGAAGUGAUUGUUUUGUUGUCUGUUGUAAAUAUACACAAUCAUGAAUAAGAAAAAUUUGAAAUUUGUGUUUUUGGUGUGUGCAGGGGAUCUGCAUAUAUGUACUUGAAAUAUUGAAAACCGCAUUUAAUAAUUACUGGUAGAAAUUACCAUCAAUGAAAUUAAAGACUACAGAUUAACUUGUA
Messenger RNA from Pecten maximus, 2841 nucleotides. RefSeq names its product transcriptional regulator Myc-2-like. The record is from RefSeq and is a predicted model, not a curated record. Bases 170 to 1363 code for a protein of 397 amino acids. Lineage: Eukaryota; Metazoa; Mollusca; Bivalvia; Pectinida; Pectinidae. Gene Ontology annotation, biological process: regulation of transcription by RNA polymerase II. The transcript is spliced from 3 exons. Gene Ontology annotation, molecular function: protein dimerization activity; DNA-binding transcription factor activity, RNA polymerase II-specific; RNA polymerase II cis-regulatory region sequence-specific DNA binding.